CAUCAACUUGUAAAUGUGGCAUUGCUUAGUGAUGAGCCUUUGGGUCUCCCCGCUCAUAAUAUGGAUAGUCCGGUGUACAACUCAACACCUUACACAAUGACAUCGCCUACCUAUCUACGGCAAUCUACGGUAAGUGACAACCACCCAUCCGGUUCUCUCCAUUCCCAUUUCUAAUUGAUCCCACUUCAUUGUCACAUUUUGUUGGCCGGGAUGCACGGCAAGGACAAACAAAGGCUUUGCCUUCUUAGCUUGACUUGACGGACUUGGGCCACACAAGCAACAGGUUGCGCCACAAGCGUCCUAGGAAGGGCCAGGUUUCUUCAACGACAAGUGGCAUUGCAUCAAUAAGUCAACGUGCAGCCCAGCUACGGACAGGCAGAGGGGCAACACAAAUGUUGUUUCACAAUACAAACAAGCGCGUUCAAUUUUAUUGAAGAAGCUUUCACAAGGCCCUGUGUCUUGUUGAGCGGGCAAUCCGUUCUUUGCACUUGCUAGCUUUCAUCCCGUCGUCGUCCGCAUGAUGUCACCCGAUCCCCUUUUCCAGCCUGCCAGCCUCCUCCACUUCUCGACUUCACUUUUCCGCCGUCCCUCUCUCCCUCGUCUUCUCCUAUCCCCGAAACAAUGGCCCCUCCCUUUCGGUGCCUGCAACCGACAAGGUUUACUCUUCCAUCCCCAGCCGCCUGACGCCUCUUCAGAGUCGAAGGGUACCCAGCCCGGCCGACAAUCCAGCCAACCCGAAGACUAGGUAGCCCACCCGUAGUCUACCGCUGCAUCGUGCCUGCUCGCUGCACACCGCGCCGAGUGUUUCCGAGAAAUCCUCGAGGAGCGCCUCGCGACUUGUGCUUUCUGUGCCCUCGUCCCCAUGUCUCGGGUUCCCCUCGGCCGGAGGUGCCUCUGGCUCGCUCCACCUUGGCUGUAGUGACUCGGGAUCGCGCGCGAUAAUAGGACGUGACCCUGUGAUAGCCGUAUGCCGAAUUGAGGGGCACAAUCGCCCAUGACUGCCCACGAGUGACCCCCCUUCAAAGCGAAAAGACGAGAGCUUCCGGCAAUGCUGUCUAAUGUUUUGUUCCAGACCCGGGACUACAAACACGAUCCAUUUCCUACAAUUGUCCGUCAUCUUCGUAAUCCCACCUCUCUCCCGCUCUAAGUUUCUUCCUCCUUUCUUCUCCCUCUUGCAAAACAUUUAUCAACAUCUUCGUGCCCCCCCUCCCCAUUCCUCAUCGGCCAAACUUCCGAUCCACAGUCCUGCCUUACUCCAAGCCCAUCAUGUCGGCCUACACAACAAACGGCACCGGUCAGGAGACCGAGAAGAUCAAUACCAACAUCGUCACCUUGACCCGCUUUCUUACGGAAGAGCAGGCCAAGCACAAGGAGGCCACCGGAGAUUUCACUCUUCUGUGUCAUGCGCUGCAAUUUUCCUUCAAGUCCAUCGCAUACUACAUUCGUCGAGCUACCCUGGUCAACCUGACGGGUCUGGCCGGUUCCUCCAAUACCACCGGCGAUGACCAGAAGAAGCUCGAUGUCAUCUCCAACGACCUCUUCAUCGAAGCCAUGAGGUCCUCCGGAAAGUGCGCUCUGCUGGUGUCGGAAGAGGAGGAGGAUGUCAUUUUCUUCAAGGACGCCACCGGUGCCCGCUACGCCGUCGCCUGUGACCCCAUUGACGGCAGCUCCAACUUGGACGCUGGUGUGUCAGUCGGCACCAUCUUCGGCAUUCACAAGCUGCCUGAUGGCUCCACUGGAACCAAGGAAGACAUCUUGAAGCCGGGUACCGAGCUCCUGGCCGCUGGCUUCACCAUGUACGGCGCCUCGGCUCAGCUUGUCAUUACCAUGAGGGGUGGUACCGUCAACGGCUUCACCCUUGACAACGGCGUCGGCGAAUUUAUCCUAACCCACCCCGACAUGCGUCUACCCAAGGCCCGCGCCAUUUACUCGGUCAAUGAGGGUAACUCGCUCUACUGGGAGGACAGCACCAACAACUACUUCAACUCGCUCAAAACCCCGCAAGAGAACGGCAAGCCGUAUAGCGCACGUUACAUCGGUUCCAUGGUGGCUGACGCGUACCGCACGCUGUUGUACGGUGGCGUGUUCGCCUAUCCGGCGGAUAAGAAGAGCCCCAAGGGCAAGCUCCGUAUCCUGUACGAGUGUGCGCCCAUGGCUCUGGUGUUUGAAAACGCUGGUGGUCAGGCCGUAGACAGCCAAAUGAGGAGGAUGCUGGAGGUGGUGCCUGAGCAUAUUCACGACCGGGCCGGUAUCUUUAUGGGCAGCUUCGACGAGGUCGAGAAGGUCAAGAAGUUCCAUCAGUAAGCUGCCGGGAGGAUACGUCAUCCUACGCAGCAACAUCUCACGAUAACGUGCGGAAACGGCGCAUUUUUUUACGAUUUGUUAACCCCAAAUGGGUGGUUGGUUCCCCUUUUUUGCGGCGCUCUGGGCACCGGACUGAUUGCGAUGGAUGGUGUAUGACAUGAAGGGAAUAGGACGGGUCAUUUGCGGGACAUGGAGAGAUUGGUUGGCAACCAUUCGGCUU
This is a messenger RNA of Colletotrichum destructivum, 2524 nucleotides long. RefSeq names its product Putative fructose-1,6-bisphosphatase class 1, fructose-1,6-bisphosphatase, active. Gene Ontology annotation, molecular function: fructose 1,6-bisphosphate 1-phosphatase activity. The coding region runs from base 1267 to 2304 and encodes 345 amino acids. Gene Ontology annotation, biological process: fructose 6-phosphate metabolic process; fructose 1,6-bisphosphate metabolic process; sucrose biosynthetic process. Gene Ontology annotation, cellular component: cytosol; cytoplasm. Lineage: Eukaryota; Fungi; Ascomycota; Sordariomycetes; Glomerellales; Glomerellaceae. The record is from RefSeq and is a predicted model, not a curated record. The transcript is spliced from 4 exons.